Arabidopsis thaliana (thale cress) is the source of this 1194-nucleotide messenger RNA. RefSeq names its product reduced lateral root formation (gene RLF). Lineage: Eukaryota; Viridiplantae; Streptophyta; Magnoliopsida; Brassicales; Brassicaceae. The transcript has 3 exons. The record is from RefSeq and is marked reviewed. Gene Ontology annotation, molecular function: heme binding. Gene Ontology annotation, cellular component: cytosol. The coding region runs from base 417 to 1052 and encodes 211 amino acids.
GAUUAUUCUCAUAAGAAUCCUUGACGGCCAAUUAGAUCUCUCCCUCUUUCGUCGCUCUUUGUUUUCUCCACUGGUCUUUGUUUCUCCUUUGAUUCUCUGUCUGGAGCAGUCUCAGAUCCACCAGGUAUCUAUCCAAUUUUCUUCUAGUACAUCUGAUUUCCCUUGUUAUUGUUUGCUUGAUAUGGAUUCAUGAAUCAGAAUUGCAAAUCUGUUUUUGUUAGAUUAAAGUUUCCGAAUUUAAGAAAUUCCCACCCAAUAAUCCCUAUUAUCGUCACCUUUAGACUUUGCUUUUGCCUCCAACUUUCGUUUGUUUAGAUCUUCGUCUUCUUCUUCCCGUGAGUGCUUUACAUAGACUUUAGGUUUUGUUUCUAACUGAUACGAAUUGUUAUGCAAACUGCGUGCAGAUUAAGCUCAAGAUGGAUACUAGUAGAGAUGAUGAUUUCACAUUCUCAAAGGUUUCACCACCAGAUAGUGAAGUUAAAGAUCUUGCAUCAGAUGUAGGUAGUAUUACCCUUAAAGAUGGGUUAGAUCAACAAAAAAGCAAUGGUCUUAUUUGGAAAGACAAGUCUCUUCCUCCAAAGGAAGAAACAAUAGGUUCUUUGUCUUUCACGGUGACUGAUUCUUCGUCUUCGAAAAAGCAAUCCAAUGAAUCCUCUGAGACUUUCAAAACUCCAGCUAGAAAGCCUAUCACUCGUACCAAGGUUCCAUUUGAAAAGGGUUAUAGCCAAAUGGAUUGGUUGAAACUUACACGAACACAUCCCGAUCUUGCAGGCCUGAAGGGAGAGUCAAACAAGAGGCUUAUUCCAAUGGAUGAAGUAAAGAAACACCGAACAGGAGAUUCGAUGUGGACUGUUUUGAAAGGUCGUGUAUACAACAUAUCGCCUUAUAUGAAUUUUCAUCCUGGAGGUGUCGAUAUGCUGAUGAAAGCGGUUGGAAGAGACGGUACGCUCUUAUUCAACAAAUACCAUGCCUGGGUCAAUGUUGAUAUCUUACUUGAGAAAUGCCUUGUUGGAGUUUUGGAUGAUACCAAAGUGAAGAAGCAAGAACCCUAAUUGCUAUUGCUAAAAGAGUUCACUCUUGUAGAGAAUUCAUACAUAAGUCAAUAAGAAUUUUUUAAUGUUUACAUUCUGAUUCUUCAAAUGUAAACUCUGAUUACAAUAUGUACUGUAUUAGAAAUUUAUAAUUUUUGGUGUC